AUGCAGCGCGCUAUAGUUGACGUCGAAGCAGAUGAUUACCGCGGACGAACCCCAAUGCUGAUGGCCGUACAACGAGGGUACCUGGACGUCGUCGAGGAGCUGAUGUGGAAAGGGGACUUGCUGAUCAACCGACGGAACCCUGAGGAAUACAGGAUGACCUACCUAGCGACGGCAGCCUCGAGGGGCCACGAAGCGAUCGUCCUCCGCCUCCUUUCGUACCCGGAUAUCAAGACAGACGUCAUAGACAGCAGCGGCCAUGGGAUUCUAAAACAUGCCGCUGUCGGCGGGAACGAAAAUAUCGUACGGAAGGUCCUGUCAUGGCCCAAGGCUGAUGUCAACCGACGCGGCGAGGACGACUCGACCCCGAUCAUGUGGGCUGCGAUACACGGCCACGAGUCCAUCGUCCGGCUGCUGAUUGAGAAUGGCGCAGCCGUGGAUCUGGUCGCCGUGCUGGUCGGCGCGUCGGCGCUCGACGCCGCGGCACACAACGGCCACGAAGGCACGUUUCGAUUGUUGGCGGCUCAGCCGGGCGUCGAGCUGGAUCGGCCGGACUUAGAUGGCCGGACACCGUUUGCCAAUGCGGCUCUCACAGGGAAUGUGGGCAUUGUGAAGUUGCUGUUGGAGAAAGGUGAUAUGCUCAAUCCUGAAGCGGCUGAUAGAUUCGGCCAUACGCCCUUGAUGCUUGCGGCGCGGGCUGGCGAUGACGAUGUCGUCCGGGUUCUCCUCCGGGAGCCUCGCGUGGAUAGCAGCCGGAGGGAU
Aspergillus brunneoviolaceus CBS 621.78 is the source of this 759-nucleotide messenger RNA. RefSeq names its product ankyrin repeat domain-containing protein. Lineage: Eukaryota; Fungi; Ascomycota; Eurotiomycetes; Eurotiales; Aspergillaceae. The annotation marks the transcript as partial. The transcript is spliced from 2 exons. The record is from RefSeq and is a predicted model, not a curated record. Gene Ontology annotation, molecular function: protein binding.